AUGGCGAGUACCGAUGUUGCCGAUCUUCUCUUUCGCUUCCAGCAGAUACAAGCGGAUGAUCAUGAUAUUUUGAUCAACAGAUUUUGCGAGCUUAUACAGGGUGCUAAUCAGGACAGCGCAGCGUUCUACCUCGAGUCCUUCAACUGGAAUCUUCAAGCCGCGCUCAACGCUUGGUUCGAAUAUGGCGGUGCCGUUUCCCUUCCUAACGCGAAAUUCAUCGAUGAUGUCACAAUCGGCGAGGGGCAGUCUGUACCUCCAUCUACAGAAUUCACAAAGACCUGGACGAUCCAAAACUGCGGACUUUCCCCAUGGCCAGCAGGAUGUCGCCUCGAAUACAUUACCGGACACAAGCUAGCUGGCCCUAACUCAGUCGAAGUUCCGCAACUUCAAGCUGGCGAGACAACUCAAGUUUCCGUCAAUAUGAUGUCUCCAGAAGAGUCCGGACUCUACGAAUCGCGAUGGAGUCUUGUAACAGAGCGAGGUGCUCACUUCGGCGACACCAUUUGGUGCAUCAUUCCAGUCGAAGAAGGAGGAACUUUAGCCGUGACACAAAUGAUAGAUCGCCUCUAA
Messenger RNA from Oikopleura dioica, 570 nucleotides. The record is from the annotation of a GenBank genome assembly. NCBI's taxonomy places the organism in Eukaryota, Metazoa, Chordata, Appendicularia, Copelata, Oikopleuridae.